This is a messenger RNA of Drosophila suzukii, 965 nucleotides long. Its product is annotated as glucose 1-dehydrogenase. Gene Ontology annotation, molecular function: oxidoreductase activity. The record is from RefSeq and is a predicted model, not a curated record. NCBI's taxonomy places the organism in Eukaryota, Metazoa, Arthropoda, Insecta, Diptera, Drosophilidae.
UAAAAUCAACAAGAUGCGCACAGGGCUUGAGAUCCCCUUACGUAAUUCUGGAACAUGAAUUUCGCCGGCAAAGUCGUUCUAAUUACAGGAGCAAGCUCCGGAAUCGGCGCCGCCACCGCGGUGAAGUUCGCCAAGUAUGGAGCUUGCCUGGCGUUGAAUGGCCGCAAUGUGGAGAACCUCAAGAAGGUGGCCGCGGAGUGCAGCAAGGUGAGCCAAUCCCAGCCGGCUCUGGUGGUGGGCGACAUUGCCAAGGAGGCGGACACCCAGCGGAUCUGGACGGAGACCCUGGAGAAGUACGGCAAACUGGAUGUGCUGGUCAACAAUGCCGGCAUCAUCGAAACGGGCACGAUUGAGACCACCAGUCUGGAGCAGUUCGAUCGCGUGAUGAACACCAACCUGAGGGCGAUCUACCACCUGACCAUGUUGGCCACCCCGGAGCUGGUCAAGAGCAAGGGCAACAUCGUGAACGUGUCCAGUGUCAAUGGGAUACGCUCUUUCCCCGGGGUCUUGGCCUAUAACAUAUCCAAAAUGGGCGUGGACCAGUUCACCCGCUGCGUGGCUCUGGAGCUGGCCCCCAAAUGUGUCCGGGUGAACUGCGUGAAUCCCGGCGUGACGGUGACCAACCUGCACGCCCGCGGAGGCAUGGACCCGGAGACGUACAAGAAGUUCCUUGAGCACUCGAAGACUACCCAUGCCCUGGGUCGUCCUGGGGAUGUCAAGGAGGUGGCUGCGGCCAUUGCCUUCCUGGCCAGCGAUGCUGCCAGCUUCAGCACUGGGGUCAGCCUGCCCGUGGACGGAGGUCGCCAUGCCAUGUGCCCACGCUAAGUUUGGAGGAUAAGGUCGAAAGAACUGAAAGACCUGCGUGAACCUUCCAUGUGUAAAUGCAUUUAUAACAUUGUUUGUUGUUAUUCUUUAUUCCUUAUUUUCUUUAUGUAUGUACAUAAAAUGUUUUCCCAUUAGUCCAA